Vicia faba (fava bean) is the source of this 813-nucleotide messenger RNA. NCBI's taxonomy places the organism in Eukaryota, Viridiplantae, Streptophyta, Magnoliopsida, Fabales, Fabaceae. The record is from the annotation of a GenBank genome assembly.
AUGACUACACCAUAUGAGAAUAUGCGCCUCAAAAGAAUGGCAGAGAAUAAGAAAAAGCUAGAGGCUCUCAAUCUUCUACACUCUCUCAAUCCCUUAACAAAUCAUCUGAGUCUUCUUCCAAACCAUCACCGUAAACAAAAAGCGCCUACGUUCAACUACUACUCGCAAAUCAUCAAUAACCCCUCCCCGAUCAAAACUACAAUAACCUCUCCACCAAUCCAAACUACAAUAACCCCUCCCCCGAUCAAAACUACAAUAACUUCUCCGCCAAUCCAAACUACAAUAACCCCUCCCCUGGUCAAAACUACAAUAACCCCUCCACCAAUCCAAACUGCAAAAGAUGUUGUGGUAGAAUAUGAGGAUGAAGAUGUUAUGGAAGGAGAUGAGACCGAAGAUGAUGUGUCAGGAGAUGAGGCCGAAGAUGUUGUGGUAGGAGAUGAGGCUGAAGAUGUUGUGGUAGGAGAUGAGGCUGAAGAUGUUGUGGUAGGAGAUGAGACUAAAGAUGUGUGGCUAAAUAUGUGUAUUGGGAUACUUGGUUGGAAAUCAGAGCCGGAUGGAACCUGGAUAAUACUUGACUUCGAUAAGGAUCAUUGUGCAAUAGGACAAGCUUAUGGUUUGUUAGCGGGGUAUUUGGGUGUAAUUAUUAGAAUGUUUAAAGACAUUCCCAUAAUAUUCGAGAGUUGGAAGGAUAUUCCAGCAGAUACAAAAACAAAUUUUUAUGAAUCAAAGAUAAAGCGCCAUUUUCUUGUUGAUCAUGGGCGUGACAAAGAAUUCAUAUUUGCUUCUGCCUCAAAUAAAUUGAAGGAUUCCUGA